Emiliania huxleyi CCMP1516 is the source of this 958-nucleotide messenger RNA. RefSeq lists its product as hypothetical. Lineage: Eukaryota; Haptophyta; Isochrysidales; Noelaerhabdaceae. The transcript has a single exon. The record is from RefSeq and is a predicted model, not a curated record. The annotation marks the transcript as partial.
GCGACGUGCGAAGACGGUGGGGGGGGGGGCGGCGAUGACGGCGCCGGCGGCGACGGCGGCGACGGCGAUGCUGGCGGCGACGGCGGCGGCGGCGGUGGUGAUGGCGGCGGCGGCGACGGCGGCGGCGGCGACGGCGUUGGCGGCGACGGUGGCGGCGGCGACGGCGGCGGCGGCGGCGGUGGCGACGUCGACGGCGGCGGCGGCGACGAUGGUGGUGGCGGUGGCGGCGACGGCGGCGUCAGCGGCGGCGGGGGCGGCGGCGGCGAGGGCGGUGGCGGCGAAUGCGGCGGCGGCGAGGGUGGUGAUGGCGGCGGCGGUGAGGGCGGCGGCGGCGAGGGCGGCGGCGGCGAGGGCGGCGGCGGCGGGGGUGGUGGUGGUGGCGGCGGCGAGGGCGGCGGCGGUAAGGGCGGCGGCGGCGAGGGUGGUGAUGGCGGCGGCAGCGAGGGCGGCGGCGGUGAGGGCGGCGGCGGCGAGGGCGGCGGCGGCGGGGGUGGUGGUGGUGGCGGCGGCGAGGGCGGCGGCGGUGAGGGCGGCGGCGGCGAGGGUGGUGAUGGCGGCGGCAGCGAGGGCGGCGGCGGUGAGGGCGGCGGCGGCGAGGGUGGUGUUGGUGAUGGCGGCGGCGGUGAGGGCGGCGGCGGCGAGGGCGGCGGCGGCGAGGGCGGCGGCGGCGAGCGUGGCGGCGGCGAGGGUGGUGAUGGCGUUGGCAGCGAGGGCGGCGGCGGCGAGGGCGGCGGCGAGGGCGGUGGCGAGGGUGGUGGCGAGGGUGGUGGCGAGGGUGGUGGCGAGGGUGGUGUCGGCGAGGGCGGUGGCGAGGGCGGUGUCGGCGGCGAGGGCGGCGGCGAGGGCGACGGCGGCGAGGGCGAUGGCGGCGAGGGCGGCGGUGGCGAGGGCGGUGAUGGUGGCGGCGGCGAGGACGGCGGCGGCGAGGGCGUUAGCGGCGAGGGCGGCGGCGGCGGGG